CUCUGGGAGCAGCUGACUGGUCGCCCUGGGUCUGGCUUCGGAUCAAUUGGUGACGCCAAGGCUGGAGUCUGUGACUUCCUUUGGAUAGUCGCGAUGCGGGGGAGUUAAAACGAAACUGGGGAUCUCAGGAAGGUGAUCGGAGCUCUCAGGCAGAUCCAGAGGAAGGGUAGAAGUGACACUUUUUUCCCUGCCCAUGGAUUCCCCAGCAGGGUCUCCAUCCAGCAAUGCUGUUUUCGUGAGUGAAGGCAGAGCAGCUCGGGAGUGAGCCUGCUGGCGGCGUCAGGAAAGGUCUGGAUUUUGAGAAGGGUUUUGACAAGAAGAUGCUUUGGCUGCCUGCAGUUCUGCUUGUGUUUUUAGAAGCCAGACCCAGGGAGAAAGUGAACUGGGGCAAUUGAUAAGCCCAGAAUCUGGUGGAAGCAUCUUCUGAGACUGGGCAUUUCGUACUCCCUGGAGGAAGAUCUGCCUGCACUGCAAGUGUCCUCAGGAGGAGCACAUGGUGACGGUGAUGCCCCUGGAGAUGGAGAAGACCGUCAGCAAACUCAUGUUUGACUUCCAGAGAAACUCCACCUCGGACGAUGACUCGGGCUGCGCCUUGGAAGAGUAUGCCUGGGUCCCUCCGGGACUGAAGCCUGAGCAGGUACACCAGUACUAUAGCUGUCUCCCAGAAGAGAAGAUUCCUUAUGUCAACAGUCCUGGAGAGAAACUGCGAAUCAAGCAGCUACUCCACCAGCUGCCGCCCCAUGACAAUGAGGUUCGAUACUGCAAUUCCCUGGAUGAGGAAGAGAAGAGAGAGCUCAAGCUGUUCAGCAACCAGAGGAAACGAGAAAACCUGGGCCGAGGGAAUGUCAGGCCCUUCCCAGUCACAAUGACAGGAGCGAUUUGUGAACAGUGCGGAGGACAGAUCAAUGGCGGGGACAUUGCUGUGUUUGCAUCGCGGGCUGGCCACGGAGUUUGCUGGCACCCACCGUGCUUCAUAUGCACUGUCUGCAAUGAGCUCCUGGUGGAUUUGAUCUACUUCUACCAAGAUGGGAAGAUCUACUGCGGCAGGCACCACGCCGAGUGCCUAAAGCCGCGCUGCGCAGCCUGCGAUGAGAUCAUCUUUGCUGACGAGUGCACAGAAGCUGAGGGGCGGCACUGGCACAUGAAACACUUUUGCUGCUUCGAGUGCGAGACGGUGCUGGGCGGCCAGCGCUACAUCAUGAAGGAGGGAAGGCCCUACUGCUGCCACUGCUUCGAGUCCCUGUACGCGGAAUACUGCGACACCUGUGCCCAGCACAUAGGGAUUGAUCAAGGUCAAAUGACCUAUGACGGCCAACACUGGCAUGCCACUGAGACCUGUUUCUGCUGUGCUCACUGCAAGAAAUCCCUCCUGGGGCGGCCAUUCCUCCCGAAGCAGGGCCAGAUAUUCUGCUCGCGGGCCUGCAGUGCCGGUGAGGACCCCAACGGCUCUGACUCCUCCGAUUCGGCCUUCCAGAAUGCCAGGGCCAAGGAGUCCCGGCGCAGUGCCAAGAUCGGCAAGAACAAGGGCAAGACGGAGGAGCCGCUGCUGAACCAGCACAGCCAGCUGCAGGUGAGCUCCAACCGGCUGUCGGCUGAUGUCGACCCCCUGUCACUGCAGAUGGACCUGCUCAGCCUGUCCAGCCAGACGCCCAGCCUCAACCGGGACCCCAUCUGGAGGAGCCGGGAUGAGCCCUACCAUUACGGGAACAAGAUGGAGCAGAACCAGUCCCAGAGUCCUUUGCAGCUCCUCAGCCAGUGCAACAUCAGAACUUCCUACAGUCCGGGAGGGCAGGGGGCAGGGGCCCAGCCCGACAUGUGGGGCAAGCACUUUAGCAACCCCAAAAGGAGCUCGUCACUGGCCAUGAAGGGGCAUGGCGGCAGCUUCAUCAAGGAGUGCCGGGAGGACUACUACCCAGGAAGGCUGAGAUCCCAGGAGAGUUACAGCGAUAUGUCCAGUCAGAGCUUCAAUGAAACGCGAGGCAGCAUCCCAGGCCCCAAAUAUGAGGAGGAGGAGGAGGAGGAAGGAGGCAUGUCCACUCAGCAGUGUCGGACCCGUCAUCCGAUCAGUUCUCUCAAGUACACUGAGGACAUGACGCCCACUGAGCAGACCCCUCGGGGCUCCAUGGAAUCACUGGCCCUGUCAAAUGCCACAGGCCUCUCCGCAGACUGUGGCGCCAAGCGUCAGGAGCACCUCUCCCGGUUUUCCAUGCCUGACCUCAGCAAAGACUCUGGGAUGAAUGUCUCCGAGAAGCUGAGCAACAUGGGCACCCUUAACUCGUCCAUGCAGUAUCGGAGCGCAGAGUCAGUUCGCAGCCUGCUCUCUGCCCAGCAGUACCAGGAGAUGGAGGGAAACCUCCACCAGCUCGGCAACCCCAUUGGGUACAGAGACCUACAGUCCCACGGAAGGAUGCACCAGAGCUUUGAUUUUGGUGGAGGGAUGGCGGGCAGCAACCUGCCCGGGCAGGAGGGCAUGAGGAUCCAGCCGAUGAGCGAACGCACCCGGAGAAGAACUCCUUCGCGCGAUGACAGCCGCCGCUUCCGACCUCACCGGUCCAGGCGUUCUCGGCGCUCUCGCUCAGACAACGCCCUCCACCUGGCCAGCGAACGCGAGGCCAUCUCUCGGUUGAAAGAAAGGCCCCCGCUGAGAGCCAGGGAGGACUAUGACCAGUUCAUGCGCCAGCGGAGCUUCCAGGAGAGCCUGGGGCGGGGGUCCCGCAGGGACCUGUACGGCCAGUGCCCGAGGACUGUGUCGGACCUGGCUUUGCAGAAUGCAUUCGGGGAGCGAUGGGGACCCUAUUUCACCGAGUAUGAUUGGUGUUCCACCUGCUCUUCCUCUUCGGAGUCUGACAACGAGGGCUACUUCCUAGGAGAACCAAUCCCCCAGCCCGCCCGCCUGCGAUACGUCACGAGCGAUGAGCUGCUGCACAAGUACAGCUCGUACGGCAUCCCCAAGUCUUCCACCUUGGGUGGCAGAGGACAGUUGCACAGCAGGAAAAGACAGAAGAGCAAAAACUGUAUCAUUUCUUAAUAUCACGGGGGCCUGGGGAUGAGGGAAGAUGGGAGCAAAGAAUGUAAAUUGAGAAACUUGCACUGUUUUAAAUUUCAAAGCGCUUUUGGGGGAGGGCUGACUGGGGAGAAGAGGGGGAAAAAGCUCUCAGUUGCUAGAGGCAGGGUUACAGAUUGAUUCAUUAGGUAGUCCCAGUUCUUGGCAUGUUGAAUAUUAUUUGCACAUUUCACUUUGGAAACACUAUAGACUCUGUCGAGGCCAGGGUUGGUCGCCUUCCUCUUUCAGUUCCGUGUUGAGUUGCCACCCCUAAGAUGGCAAAUUGUUCCCCGCUCGCUUACACUCCUCUCUGGUUCUCUCACUUUUAGGGCCCUUUUUCCAGUAAGUAAUUUGUUUAUUAUUAGACAGGACCCAAGACUAAGUUAUUUACAUGUCCAUUGUAAAUGCAUUGUAAAUGAGAGUUCUGAUAAAAUAUUUUUGUAUUUUGUAAUAUCAAAGGAAUUUCUAUAUCGUAGGACUCAGUGGGACUUGCAUGCACAUCCAGCAUUGUCUGUGAAUAGUAGUAUUCAGCAGUGGUCCAGGACCACCUUUCUUCCCCACCCCACCCCACCCCACCCCCAUACAGAUUUGUUACAUGUUAGUGAGACCUUUUUCAAAGGAGCAUAUUCAAUUUGGCUUUUUGUGGCUGGAAAAAAUUAUUCUACCCAAAGCAUUUGAUGCUUCAUUCCAUUUUAAGGAACCAUCCUUAAGUCUUCUGCCACCCUCAGUAGAAGUUAUUCUCUACAAAGUGAUAGUACAUUUUUUUUAAUUGCAAACAUAACUUUUGCCAAUUAGAGAAACUAGCCAGUGUCAGUAAAGUUCCGUGAGGAAUGCCAUCCCUGCUGAGAACAUUGAAGUUGCUUACUAUUGAUCUAUCCCUUGGGGAAAAUAAAAGUGACUGUGAGUGGUGCUGUUGUGUGAUGUCAGCAUGACGUUGUUUUGAAUGUGGCAUUAUUUUCUGGUGCUCAUGUUUCCUGGAUUGUAUUAUCUGCUUUCCUUUACCAAGGCAGACAGAACUGCUGCCUGAGCCUGACAACCGGUUGUCCUCAAAGCAAAUGAACUUAUGUGUUUGGAAUUGAAGGACCGAAAGGUUCUGGGGGGUGCUGCGAGUGGUGGUGUGUUCAACGUUGCACGUCAUGAAGGAACAAGGCAGUUUGAAAACAGAAAGCAGGUCGAGGGCCCAGGAUAGAAACGGAAGGGGAAAAUGAAGGAAGGUCAGGGCCAAGAGCUUAUGGGAAUGAAAGAGAGAAGUGGUGUCUCCCCACCCCUUGAGUAGCCCCCAGUGCUUGGAGAAAGAAUCUAGUUUAACAAGCUCAGAAACUGGAGUAUUUGGGUUCCCCAUGGAAGGUUGAGAUGCUCAGGAGAUUUCAAUGUAAUGACUUUGAAAAACCGACUCUGUUGAAAGGGGGAUUUCCAUUUUGAAUGGGCUCAAAAGUGAGUUUGCUUACAGAAGACAUUUAACGGUUGUGCUGUUUAUAGUAAAAUAAAACUUCCUAGCUUGCUUCAGUUCAAAAAGAAGCGCUUGCUUUUUCUUCCUUUCUCCUCCUCCCCUUAAUGGAUUGUGGCAGUUGAAAUAAUCCAUCGGAGGACCCAUCUUUAGUGAGAUGUACUGUCGAUGUAGUACAUGGUGUAUCUCAGUGGCCAUCUGCCAUGGUGAGGUGAGCGUGAUCUCUUUUCAGUAUAGUAGUUAAAUUUUCUAGUGUUUUUUUAUGGAGAGAAUGUGAAAAGUGGCUUUUCAGACACCUUCCCAAGUGGGUCUGAGGAAAGGAAGGCUGUAACGGACAUGGAAAUGGCACUCCAUUCAGGAUGUAGUAAAAUAAUUUGCCUUUCAGGUAUUAGUAUGACAUUUGUCAUUGUCACUGAUUUUUUUAAAAAGCGAUGCAAAUGUUGGUUGUGGCUGUUUUCCGCAUGCUAUCUUCAUAUCUAAAUGCUUCAUUAAUUACCCAAGCCUCCGGAGAAUUAACUAUUACGUUUGUAUAGUAAGUUUAUAAACUACUUGGCAAACCGAGUAAGAAAACGUGUGCAACACCACGCUGUUAACGUGGCAAGUUUCUGGUAGAAAUCGGGUGAGUCCAAUGUGGAGUUUUGAGUUUCUUGAUUGAUGAGACUAAAAAGGCGUUUUUGGAAAAAGAAAAGAGAAAGUAGAACACUUAACUUAGCAAACAGCUGAAAAUAUGUCUGUCUUCUGUGGCCCCGAAUCCAAGGAAAGAAAUUCUCCCAGUAAAACUUGCUUUCUAAUCCUUUUCAGAAUUCUUCUUCCAUUUCCCAAAUAAGGCUUUACCAUCAGCAGCAGAAAGAAGAAGCUGGCCUAGAAACUGACACACAACCAGAGGAAUAAGCAGUGUCGGAUCCAGCUGCCCAGGGAGCAUCCAGGGCACUGAACUGGUCAGAGCUUGAGAUUUAAUGAGAUACGAGCCUCAGGGUCAAACUGUCUGCAAGUAAGGUUGCCUCAUCUAUUCCACCACUGCAGAUUUCUUCUCCAUACCUCACCCCACCCCAUCCUACGCCCAGCUGGGCACCUUACAGAGAAUGCAAAACAGAGGAAGGCUAAUUUCUCACAAGGAUGGGGGAAACUCCCAAGUGGAUGCCCUAGAGAGGGCAAGGUGUCAUUAUUUUGGGAAUACCACCUGUUAAUGAUAACUUACAUGUAACAUCUCAGAGUCCGUUUUCCAAAAACUCAAUGCAUUCGUUUCUGAGGCACGAACUUAAGUUUCCUCCAUCCUGUUAGCUCUUAUGGACCAAGGCUUUCCUGUGUUACCCUCUUCUUGGAUUAUCAUUUCAUCUUUCAUAGAUGGUUUUUCUCAAGAGUAAUCUUAUCCCAGUUUCCUCUCUUCUCUAAUGCCUUGAUUGAUCGUGGGUUUUCCCUCUCUCUCCUCAUGUUGGUCUUCUUCUUGUCUUUUAGUUAAAACUGCAUAUUUGGGGUUCAGUUCAUUUCUGAGUGGGGCUCAAUUCAAUGGCAUCAAAGUCCCAGGCCCGGAAAGUACAAGUCAUGGAUAGUGUCCUCAAUGGCCCUGCGAAUACAUACCACCCUUCGCAUUGCGAAGAAGGUUUCUUAGCCUGGUGGCAUGGGGCAUGGAAUUCAGGGAUCCUUUCUUCUGUCAUAUAUUUCUGGGGUCUCUACCAAAUUUGAAAGGGGGGGUGGGUUGUGUGAGAGAUAUCAGAACCAUGCUUCCUGGUUUUCCACACUUACAAGGGGGGGAAAUUGCUGGAGUUGGUUGUUUUGACACCAUCUUUCCAUUAUCAGCAUUUAUUGUUUAAUCCUUCCUUUCCACCCCCAGCCUGCCCAGUGAGCAGGUAUUCUUGUGUUUCUAAUCUGGGACCUGGAAGCAGCUCUUUCUUAUCAUCUUUUCCCAUUCCGAAGGAUACCAGUGCAUUGCAAUGAGAUUACACUUCCUUCUCGUCCUACAGCAACUCUCUGACUCUUGGGUAUGCCUAGCCAUUGUUGAGUUUUGGUGGAGCUAGCAAUGGCAUUUGUGUAGCUCCCGUUCUGCUAUCCCUGCAGCCUGGGUAGGUAUUACCAGCCUUUCACUGUGUACUUUCCCAGAGGGGCUGGAUGCAGUCUCAGAUCGGAAUCUUUACAACACUCCAACCGGCAGGACCAGCUGAUCAGAAUCACUGUCUAAACUGAUUCUUAUUUGUCUUUCUUCCCUGGGCUCUCUUGUCAUUCAGUGACCGAAAACAGUAUGAUAGAACUUCAGGGAAUACCAUUCAUAAAUAAUAAUUGUGAGACUUCAUAUACUAUGACCUCAGAUUGUGGCUGCUAAAGGAAGGUGACUUCUUUAGGCUAAGUGAAGACAAAUCUCUUUCACCUCCUCUUCCAUUCUUGUGGUUUAUUUGCCAAUUAUUGCAGGCAGGCUCCUGUUCAUCCUAUGGCAGAGGUCAGAGACUAGCCCAUCUUAUUCUUCAUCUGAUCCCAUCUUCUAACAAGAAAUAGCAGAAAUAUUUAAAUUCCAAGGAGAAGUGCUAUUUGCGUCCUCUGCCUAACAGAAACCAGAUGCUAAUGCAUAAGAAGGAAGAGCCAUCUAUGACAAAGGAAAGUGGAAAAUUGAAGCAGUUACCUGAAUACUUCAUCCCCAAAGAGUUGCUAUUAGCAACUGUUCAGCACCUUCAGGGGCAUUAAAAUGCCUUUAAAAUGGGCUUUGCGGACAGCAUUUCAAAAGCAGGACUCAUUAGCCAAGCCGCCUCUGCUGAUGUUUGAAGGCAAUGUCAGCCACUUUUGAGGUACAUUUCUUUAAGGGCAAGAGAACUGGAAAUGUCUUUGCCUCCGGUGAUUUGUCCCUCAGACAAACACCGGAGUUUGUCUAUUUGACCAUUUGGAAGGAGCCAUCGAGGUUAGGAUCAAGAAAGGAUUGGAUUUCUUUUCCAUUUUCCCAUAAUAGCCCAGUCAACACAGGACUCCCAUCAAACAUGACUCACUGUUGGAAGCUACACUGUUUAAUAAGCUUACUGCCUGCUGACAAAACUAGCUUUUCUCCAGGGGAAUAAAAAAGGCAGGGGAAAAGUCCUGUAGUGUUAGGAAAACACUUCUGUGAUUUACUUACAGUGAAUCUGUAGGAUAAGAAAAAAUGGCUUGUUGUAUCCUGAGGGUUUUCCUUGACCCUUCAGGGGUCACCAGUGUUACUGACUGAGAUUUCUAAAAUUUCCAGGGAGCUACUAGCAGUAAAGUCUGUUCUCAAGUAUAUCCAGUCAAUCUCCUCAUUUUUCCACAGGGUAUGUGAUUCCAUCAUGGACCUUGAUAAAUGUUCAAGGUUGUAUUCUCCACUUUCCUUAGCAAAUUAUGACUUUGGUGGUUCUCCCUCCUCUGGACACAUUCUUUCCUGCACAGGAUUGCUUUGCCCAUCUCCUGCUUUGAUUUCCAGUGCAUAAACAAAACUUCAGAGGGCCUGAAAAGGUGAGGCUGGCCGGAGUCUGUGCUGUGUGUCGUGUCAAGCUGUCUGUUAAGAAGGUCUGCAGCAGGCCUUUGGCUUGGGCUCUGCCAGAGACUGUUGUGAACAUUUUGCUUGAGAUCCGUGCCCUGUAAAAUGGAUAUGAUGUUUUACUGAUGUCUGUAAUCCAUUUGUAAGCUUCCAAUAAAAUUUGAAUAAAAGAAA
Messenger RNA from Choloepus didactylus (southern two-toed sloth), 8133 nucleotides. RefSeq names its product prickle planar cell polarity protein 2 (gene PRICKLE2). The transcript is spliced from 8 exons. Lineage: Eukaryota; Metazoa; Chordata; Mammalia; Pilosa; Megalonychidae. Gene Ontology annotation, molecular function: zinc ion binding. The record is from RefSeq and is a predicted model, not a curated record. The coding region runs from base 494 to 3028 and encodes 844 amino acids.